AAUUAGACACAGAGAUGACGUGCAAACCAACUCCCCACCCAUUCUCCCUUUGCUUAAAAAUCUAAUCUUCCAAGUUCCAUCUUCUCUCUCAACGAAGAAGACUCCAUGAACGUAUUACAACCACAAGACAUGGAAAAUACGACCCACCACCACCGGAGUCCUCUCCAGCCGCAGGAAGAUCCCACCGACGACGGCAGCUCAGGGAUGGAAAUAUGUGAAUGUGAAGGAAGCUCGUUAAAGGGCCGUCGUCGAAGGUCUUCAUCGGAAGCAGAAUCCGAUGAUUUCAAAGAAGAUGAUGAUGGUCGAGAGAAACUGAAGAGGCAUAGGAUUGAAGUGGCGGGUAGGGUUUGGAUUCCUGAAAUAUGGGGUCAGGAAGAGCUUUUGAAAGACUGGAUUGACAGUUCUGCAUUCGAUGAUUCUUUGGUGCCUCGUGGGAUUAUGUCUGCUCGUGCUGCUUUGGUUGAAGAAGGAAGAAGAGCGAAUUCUGGGAGAUUUAGAAUAGAAAACAGGUGUUGAAUUCCUUAUUUUCUUUUGUGAUUUUCUCUGUGAAUCAAGAUUCAGAGAAACAAAAAUACGUGUUACUGGGUGGUUUCACUUGAUUUUCCUCUUUGCGUAUGAUCAUUUGCUGCACUGUAAUGGCUAAUGAUGAAUCUGGUAAACAUUUUUAUUUGUGAUAAAUGGACUUCAAUUUAGUUU
Molecule: messenger RNA, 696 nt
Organism: Hibiscus syriacus
Lineage: Eukaryota; Viridiplantae; Streptophyta; Magnoliopsida; Malvales; Malvaceae
Product: protein BIC1-like
Exons: 1
Coding region: 106-516 (136 amino acids)
Biological process (GO): blue light signaling pathway
Source: RefSeq, a predicted model, not a curated record